AUGAGAGGUUUCUCCUUGGUGGGGGAAGAAAACCACGCUCGACAUCUGUUGAGCGGAUCCUCGUCCCCUGCUUCAAACCUUUCAUUGAGGAAAGGUUUCUUUGUGCUCCCGUGGUCACCGACAAGGGCCCUGAUCGAGGACGUGUCCCCGAUCAAUCCUUCGCCCUUUCACUUGAUUUGCAAUGGAAUGGUGGAUUUGAUGUUACCGUCAAAUUCAUUCUUUCCCUCUGUUGUUCAGGUAAGAUGGCCCAAAAUGUUGUGGAUCCCCCCUAUCGAGGAAGUGACCCAUGUCGAGGAGGAUGGGAGGAAUUUGGAUUGGGUAGGAACUGAGCCGUUGGAGAUUGCUUCGAGAUUCUCCCUUGACUCCUCAGACGCAUUCAACAUUGUCGAGCUCCGGGAGGCAGGGAUUCGUUUUACCUUCAGCAGUCUCCAAGCAGACAUCUUUACAUGGCUUGAGUUGGUGCCCUCUCAGCUUCAUUCAAACGAGCUUGUGUUUGCGCGAGCAUUCGAGCUUAUGUGUAGGUAUCUUCAGAUCAGUGCCACGUUGCCCUUGUUUUAUGCGGUCUUCCAUCUCUAG
This is a messenger RNA of Vicia faba (fava bean), 576 nucleotides long. The record is from the annotation of a GenBank genome assembly. NCBI's taxonomy places the organism in Eukaryota, Viridiplantae, Streptophyta, Magnoliopsida, Fabales, Fabaceae.